Messenger RNA from Pyricularia pennisetigena, 5349 nucleotides. RefSeq lists its product as uncharacterized. NCBI's taxonomy places the organism in Eukaryota, Fungi, Ascomycota, Sordariomycetes, Magnaporthales, Pyriculariaceae. Gene Ontology annotation, biological process: DNA replication; double-strand break repair via homologous recombination. Gene Ontology annotation, cellular component: nucleus; cytoplasm; RecQ family helicase-topoisomerase III complex. The record is from RefSeq and is a predicted model, not a curated record. The transcript is spliced from 2 exons. Gene Ontology annotation, molecular function: ATP binding; nucleic acid binding; four-way junction helicase activity. The coding region runs from base 1 to 5349 and encodes 1782 amino acids.
AUGACGCGUAACAACCUCCGCCAACAGCUUUCCUGGUUACUACAAGACGCCUGCCGUACCCGGCCCCUCGGCCCUGAGCUACCUAGUGCCUCAUCGAGCUUCGAUAGCCAGUAUACACUCAGCCAAGACAAUCAUCCUUUACCUAGGGCUCUCGAGCAGCAGCAGCAGCCUGUGCUCCCAACCCCAAGCACGGCACAGCCAUCGUUGCCAACAACAGCACCACGCCUUCCGACUCCCGCUACAGAUGCCGCCGCCCGAUCGAUUCGACCACGACUCGGGAUCCCAAGCAACGGGGUCGACGAGGCCGACGACAACAUCGACAGCAUGGCGAGAUUGACAUCAGCAUCCAAGUCAAAGAAGCCGUCGCUGCUCAUAAAGGAGCAAGAGCAGCAGCCUCUGCCGACACCGGCCUCGACGACAAGCGUACUGCCUCCUCUUCAACGCGCCUUUUCUCGACUGGUUGACAAGGACAACUCGCGGGCUCUCAAGGAGGAAUCUCCAGUUACUCCUCGAGUCGCCCAUCGUGCUCGGAGCCCCGACUUUUCUUCUGAUGUCAACUUCGAUUGUCUAGACCAAGCCGGAGCGCCAAUAGACCUCACCUCGGACGACUUUGAUAUCAACUCAGCUCUGUUGGUCGAUGGUCUUUGGCAGAGUGAUGAUGGAUUCUCGGGGGAAAGCCAUAUGUCAACUAAGCGAAGCGCCAAGAAGAGAAAAAGCUCCGAGAUGAGCAAGGUCACGCCAGCUCCGAAGAAGAAGGCUAUGUUUAUGGAUGAUGACGACGAGGACGAGUUCCCUGACAUUGGAACCCUUGCCAAGGCUACAUCGCCAAUGACCAGAAGACCUAGCAAGUCAUUACCAAGCUCUCAAAAGACCCCAAGCAGGGCCCGCCCGGCCGCAGCCCACGGUACCUCUAUAGUCCAUGAGAGCAGAGUCACCGAACCACUUCAGAGCACUGAGACACUCCUUCGAAGGAAUGCUGAUGGCCUGGAUGAACUUCCUGAUAACCCAGCUCCUAACACGCUAUUAACACAACCCCAACAGGGUGUCUCUUUGACCACUAUCAAAACAACACCGAGUAGCAACAAGUCACAGACAUCAUCCCUGGCCGUCUCUUCAAAACAUGAUUCGCCUAAUUCUAGCGAGGACAACCCGAGGGGCAAACGGAGGAGGCAGUCCAAGGAUAGUCUAGUUAUCCAGGAUUCCGAGGAUGAUUUUAUGGAAGAUAACUUCGUGACGCCUCCCACAGAGCAUGUGUCAUACAUGACCUGCUUCAGCGGGCCAGACUCUGGCGGGAAAGAAGGCUCAAGUACACAGCGCCAAGCUUCCUCACAAUCGAGAAGUAGGCUUCCUUCACCCAAGGUCGAUCCUACUCCAUCCAAGAGGCCAAGAAUAGAUGACGCUCAGCACCUUCAAGCCAAUGCGGAAUCAAGAGUCUCCGAGGAGCUCGCCGCUCACAGCUCGGAUUCUGAUGGUAGCAUAAUGGCUAUGGACCUCUUCCUCAGAAAUCCGGGCGUCAUUGAAAAGAGACGGAAAGGUAUACAGGCCGAGUUGAAGAAGCUGUCUGAGGACUACAGACGAUCUUUUGUCGAGAACUGGCCCCAAGAGCGCAGGCAGCAGGUCAAAGAGGCUCGUAAUCAACUCUCGGAGAAAGGAAAAAUCCUCAGUGACCUCUAUUCCGAGCGUGAAGCGCACAAAAUUAUUGCCGACCAGAAGCAGUCACUCGAAAAUGAGCUGGUCGAGGCCUUCGAAAACAACUUGGAUACGACUGAUGACGAGUUACGCAUCAGCGGGAUGAUAGAAAAACUCCAUGAGAAAGAGGAAAGCAUACGUCGGCUGUUGGUUGCAGCAGGCAUGAAUGAUAUUGCCUUGUAUGAAGAGGUCGAUGUCGAUAAUGCUCAGGAGCCACAGCCCGAGCCAUACCCACCAAAUCAGAUUGUGAAGGCUACGCAGCAUGCUCCGCAGGCUCCUCUGUCUCAGCUGUCUCGCCCGUCCAGCCAAAUCCAACCCUCGGCUAACAACCCGCAUAUCAUCCUUCAGACACAAUCGUCUUUAAGGCAACAGCAACAACAAUCAGUAAUCAGUCGGAGCGAUGAGUUUGAGGAGAGGUUCCUCGUGCACCAACCUCCCCCUUUCCCUCGCACAACCAGGACACGAAACACCGAGCUCAGCCGCCCGGUGCCAUCCACGAUCACAAGAAAUGCAUCGCAAGAUCAGUGCAUACAGGAUUUACUAGAGGACGACGAGGAGGAGGAUGAUGCGAUGGAAUGGCGACAGGCACAUGCUCCCGCGCGACCUCAGCCUCCGGCACCUGCUGCACAUCAACCGGCCACUAGAAGCGUGCAAGAAGAGGUUGAUUACUUUGACUGUGAUGAAGACAGCUUGGUGAUGCUAGCGGAUCAUAUCGAGAGGGAGUCUUCAAGCAGGGCUGCCUCAACGCAAGCGAGUAGAGCGGCACUGGCUGAAACGUCAGGAAAUACAGCCAUUGUGCCGAGAGUUAGAAAAGAACCUCCAAAGAAGGACAAGAAGGCCAUCCCGAAAAGCUCGAUCCCGCGUGAGCUGAUGAACCAUCCUUGGUCCAACGACGUUCGAAAGGCGCUUAAAGAUCACUUCAGGAUGUCCGGAUUCCGGCACAACCAACUUGAGGCAAUCAAUGCCACACUGAGUGGCAAAGACGCCUUUGUGCUGAUGCCCACUGGUGGAGGCAAGUCCCUCUGCUAUCAACUCCCUGCCGUCGUCAACAAUGGAGCUACGCGGGGUAUCACUAUCGUUGUCUCUCCGCUGCUCAGCUUGAUGCAGGACCAGGUCGACCAUCUCCGGGACAUCAAUAUUCAGGCAGCUCAGUUCAGUGGAGACAUUGACAAAACGCACAAGAACAUGAUUCUAGACGCACUGAACAACAAGAACCCGGAAAACUUUCUUAAGCUUCUUUACGUCACUCCUGAGAUGAUUAGCAAGAGUGUAACGUUUACCAAUGCGCUCCAGCGUACUUACCACAACAAGAAGCUGGCUCGGUUCGUCAUUGACGAGGCGCAUUGUGUCAGCCAAUGGGGCCACGACUUCAGGCCAGACUACAAGGCCCUCGGCGAGUUCCGCCGAAUGUUCCCCGACGUUCCUGUGAUGGCUCUGACGGCGACGGCGACUAAGAACGUGAUUGUUGACGUCAAGAGCAAUCUCGGAAUCGACGGCUGCGAGGUAUUUUCGCAGAGCUUCAACAGGCCAAACCUCUACUACGAUGUGCGCCCCAAAGGGAAGAAUCUCCUGCAGUCGAUUGCGGAGCUAAUUCUGGAAAGGCACGCCGACCAGACCGGCAUAAUCUACACACUUUCUCGCAAGAGCUCAGAGAAUAUAGCCAAGAAACUUGUUCAAACAUACGGCAUCUCGGCGGAAGCUUACCACGCCGGCAUGGAGACGGAUAAGAAGACGGAUAUCCAGAGGAAAUGGCAGAGGGGAACGAUCAAGGUUGUCGUGGCUACCAUUGCAUUCGGCAUGGGUAUAGACAAGCCGGAUGUGCGAUUUGUGAUCCAUCAGUCGCUGCCAAAAAGUCUCGAGGGGUACUACCAAGAGACGGGGCGUGCUGGUCGUGACGGUGAAAAGUCGGACUGUUACCUGUAUUUUGGCUAUGGAGACAUAGCCACGCUACGCAAAAUGAUUAAAGAGGGCGAAGGCAGCGAGCAGCAAAAGGAGCGCCAAGGAGAGAUGCUGAACCGUGUCAUCGAGUACUGCGAGAACAAGCGAGACUGUCGCCGCGUCGAGAUCCUGCGAUACUUUGGCGAGCGGUUUGACAAGAAGGAGUGCGACGCCAGCUGCGACAACUGCCGUGAUGGCGGCGAGUUUUCCAUUGUGGACUACACGGACGUGGCCGUGGCGGCGCUCAAGGUUAUUGGGCGAAAACGGCUGACCGCCAAGCAGUGCGCCGACAUACUCCAGGGCAAGGGAAUCAAGAAGGACGAUCCAAAGCCUGAACACUAUGGCGUUGCCAAGUCACUGCAGCAGCAUGUUAUUCUCAGUAUUCUGUAUCGUCUACAGGCGGAAGACGCACUGGAGGAGCACCACAAGACCGUGAGAAGCAUAGGCGUUCCUAUCACGUACUAUGGUGCUGGACCCAGGGCCAACGCCUUCAUAGACGGGCACCAGAGGCUUGAGCUGGUAACUCGCACAAACCGUAAUGGUGUUAUGGAUAACGCAAAACCCCCGAAGCGAGCCAAAAAGACUGCCAGUCUCGGGGCAUCAAACCUGCCCCCAUCGACCAAUGUCUCUUCUCCUGUGAUGAACACCAGUAGAAAGUCCAAGGGCAGGUCGCUGGUGCUGAAUCAAGAUGAUGAAGAGUCGGACGACGACGCGGCUGGUGCGGCACCAAGGCACCGGAAUGGCUACGCAAGAGACAACUUUGUAGUUUCUGAUGAUGACGACGACGACGAAGACUACUUUGAGAAGAGCAUGCGCACUGUUCCGAGAUCCCGCCAGCGAACCCUUGAAGAACUCAGCGGACCGAUCCGUAGUAACGGUGGCGGAGAAGGGGCCAUAUCGCAGCUGAACGAUGUACAUCAGGACCUUCUGAUGCAAUUCGUCGAAGACGCCAAGCGCAUCGAGGAGCGCGUGCGCAAUAACAAUGGCCUACGCAAGUUACUAUUCACGGAACAGCACCUACGUUCCAUGGCUAUGGAUUGGACAACUUCGCUCGAAAAGAUGCGGCGGGUCUCUGGCAUCAACAAAGAGAACGUCGCGCGCUAUGGUAACGAGCUUUUACCCACUCUUAAAAAGUACUACGAGUUCUAUCGCAACUCCAUGGGCGGCGGCGGCGGCGGCGAUAUGGACGUUGUAGACCUUGUGAGCGAUGACGAUAAUCUGGACGUACAGCCCCGACGAGUCCAGAAGGGCAAGGCGACGGCCGAAGAGAACUUUUUCACUAGCGAUGAGGAAUCUUCGGGCGAAAAUGAGGAUGAAGAGGAAUCGACCGAGACAUCAUCAAAGUACUUCAACCCUAGUCGCGAGACAGAGGCCGAGCGUCAGGGCCGCGAGUGGAGAGAAAAAUACAACGCCGUGCCAGUCACAUACAACGAGUCCUCGUCCUCCAAAACCAGGUCUGGGGCUGGGAGGGGAGGGAGGUCCAACUGGAGGGGAAAUGGUGGGAGGAAGACAUCGUAUGGAAGCCGUCGCACGUCGGGAGGUGGAGGAGGCGGCGGCGGCGUGAGCAAGCGCAGAGCUACGGCUGGCAGCGGCGGUGGCGGAAAGAAAGGAAAUGUCGCCACAAGAGUUGGUUCGAGUCGGUCUGGGAGUGGAAAUGGUGGUUUUGCCUCGAGGGCAAGGACGACUGCUUCUGGGACCGGGAUCGGGCUAAUGCCGCUUUGA